Rubroshorea leprosula is the source of this 636-nucleotide messenger RNA. The record is from the annotation of a GenBank genome assembly. Lineage: Eukaryota; Viridiplantae; Streptophyta; Magnoliopsida; Malvales; Dipterocarpaceae.
GUGGCGGGCGAUAUGCAAUGUACUUAUAGAUUAUAAUAGGUAGUAUGUCUCUUAGGAACCACAUUGGAGGUCUCAAAUUCGAAUCCUUGGGUGGGUGGAGAGGAUUUGAGAAGGGAAGCACCAUCCCUAUUGUAUCACCUGUCAUGGUUAUUAAAUCAAUUUUCUCUAGCCAAGGAACUAUUCAACAAACUCUUCUUGAGAAUGAACUAUUUGAGGAACUACUUAAGGGACUCUUCUAAAGAAAUGUAUUGUAUUAUCAAAUUUUUUUUUUUAACCUCAUAUUUUGAGUUUGGCUGGGGUUGGGGGUCUAGUUGAUAAGUUUGUUGAGAAGGAAAAGCCCUUCCUGAUGGCAUAUGAAGGAAUUCAAAGUCAAGAAGAAUGGGAGGUAUAUGCUGUUGCUUUUGAAAUAUGGUUAAUAGAUUUUAUCCUCGAAGUUGAUUUUUUUGUAUUCCUAUCACUUUGAACAGUGUUUGGUGUGUCUUUUCUUGAAUAUCCAUCUUUCGCUGCAAAUAUGCAAGAGUUUAAAUGCUCCAGUUAUGCUAGUUAUUCCAGCAAAGACAAGAAAAAGAAAAAGAGAACUGCAGGCUUCAUGUAUCUUGUGAGACAGAUCUCUUGUACUGCUGGCUAAAUGCACAG